Molecule: messenger RNA, 3324 nt
Organism: Lithohypha guttulata
Lineage: Eukaryota; Fungi; Ascomycota; Eurotiomycetes; Chaetothyriales; Trichomeriaceae
Gene: PIM1
Product: ATP-dependent Lon protease pim1
Exons: 2
Coding region: 1-3324 (1107 amino acids)
Biological process (GO): mitochondrion organization; protein catabolic process; protein quality control for misfolded or incompletely synthesized proteins
Cellular component (GO): mitochondrial matrix
Molecular function (GO): single-stranded DNA binding; ATP hydrolysis activity; ATP binding
Source: RefSeq, a predicted model, not a curated record
AUGAUUCGUGGCCAAACAGCCGCUUUGCGGUUGGCCACCAGAUACGCUCAACAAUCGAUAUGUAGAGACUGCAGGCGGCAACUGCAGCGGCAGGCUGUCGCUCUUUCUUCAGACGCUUUUUCCUCAAGAUCGGCCGCACCUGCCACUGCGCGAUCACAAAGCAGAUUGUUUUCUUCGCAACCAUCAAGGAGGAAAGAGAAGUCCAAAGACGAUAGUCCGUUAGCUCAGGAAAACGAAGAAAAAGCCGAGAAGCUAGAAAACGAACUCGACCAAGCGCCGAGGACAAUAGACAGCGCGGAGGCAAAAAAGGACUCUAUACCAGAGCCGAGUCCUCAACCAGAUGGCAAAGCUGCUGCUGGAGGCGAUGGCUCAGGUGAUGCUGGGCAGGGCGCAGGAGCAGGCUCAGGUAGCGAUGGAGGACGAGGUCGUGGCAAGAAAAGCACGAUAGAGAGGCAACUUUCCAAACCAACGGUACCGGAGAACUAUCCUCAGGUCAUGGCUAUUCCAAUAGCUAAGCGUCCACUCUUUCCCGGCUUUUACAAAGCUAUUACUAUCCGAGACCGCAACGUCGUUGAAGCAAUACAAGAGAUGAUAAAACGAGGCCAGCCGUACGUUGGUGCCUUUCUCUUCAAGGACGAAAGUGCAGACAAAGAUGUGAUUGAAAAACUCGACGAUGUUCACGAAGUCGGUGUCUUCGCUCAGAUCACUAGCGCAUUUCCUGUUCACGGCGACGAACACAGCUUGACUGCUGUUCUCUAUCCACAUCGAAGAAUCAAGAUGACUGCCCUUAUGCCCCCAAGAAAAGGUGACGAGAAAGAAGGAGCUCCUCCUAUUGUCGAGAUCCAACCAGUCAAAGAGCAAGACACCAAGAAGCCCGAAGGAGAUGCUUCACAAGGAGAUGUGGUGGCCAGUUUUGAAGAAGCCAAAGAAAGCAAGGAGAUUCAAAAGCAGCUCGCGAUCUACGAGCCAACCUCGUUUCUGCGCAAAUUCCCCGUCUCGUUAGUCAACGUCGAGAACUUGGCUGAGAUCCUCCCUGAAAAGUCCCCCACACCCACUAUGACCGCUCUUACCAAUGAGAUCGUGAAUGUCUUCAAGGAGGUCGCCAGUUUGAAUCCUCUCUUCCGUGAUCAGAUCUCAGACUUUUCCGUUUCUCAAUCCGCCGGCAACGUCAUACAAGAGCCCGCAAAACUAGCAGACUUCGCAGCUGCUGUCUCGGCCGGCGAAAUUGAAGAACUUCAAGAUGUCUUACAAACCAUGGACGUUGAAAAGCGUCUAUACAAGGCUCUCGAGGUCCUCAAGAAAGAGCUGAUGAAUGCCAAACUACAGUCAAAGAUCUCCAAAGAUGUUGAGAGCAAGAUACAGAAGAGACAGAGAGAAUACUGGCUGAUGGAGCAGAUGAAGGGUAUUCGACGAGAGCUCGGCAUUGAAUCAGAUGGCAAAGACAAGCUGGUUGAGAAGUUCCGAGAGAAGGCUCAGAAGCUUGCCAUGCCGGACGCUGUCAAGAAGGUCUUUGAUGAAGAGCUUAACAAGCUCGCUCACCUCGAACCUGCUGCCUCGGAGUUUAAUGUCACACGAAAUUAUCUUGACUGGAUUACUCAGAUACCAUGGGGCCAAAGGAGUGCUGAGAACUUCGGUAUCAAGAAUGCUAUGACUGUGCUCGAUGAGGAUCAUCAUGGUUUGAAAGACGUCAAGGACCGCAUACUGGAAUUCAUCGCUGUCGGCAAGCUGAGAGGGACUGUUGAAGGUAAAAUUCUGUGUUUCGUCGGUCCUCCUGGUGUCGGAAAAACCUCUAUUGGUAAGUCAAUUGCUCGAGCACUCAACCGUCAAUACUAUCGCUUCAGUGUCGGAGGUCUUACCGAUGUCGCUGAAAUUAAAGGCCACCGAAGGACAUAUGUCGGUGCUCUUCCAGGUCGAAUUAUUCAAGCUCUCAAGAAAUGCCAAACAGAAAAUCCUCUCAUCUUGAUCGAUGAAGUCGACAAGAUUGGUCGAGGCCAUCAAGGUGAUCCCUCUUCUGCUCUCCUCGAACUUCUCGACCCCGAGCAAAACUCCAGUUUCCUCGACCACUACAUGGAUGUACCUGUCGACCUUUCCAAAGUCCUCUUUGUCUGCACAGCUAACAUGACCGAUACCAUCCCUCGACCUCUUCUCGACCGUAUGGAGAUGAUCGAACUCUCUGGCUACGUCGCUGAUGAGAAGAAGGCGAUUGCCGAUCGCUAUCUUGCGCCACAAGCUAAGGAGCUCUCCGGCCUCAAGGAUGUCGACGUACAGCUUAAUGAUUCCGCCAUCGAAGAGCUGAUCAACAAAUACUGCCGUGAAUCUGGUGUUCGAAACCUCAAGAAACAGAUCGAGAAAGUCUUCCGCAAGUCUGCACUGAAGAUCAUCCAAGAUCUCGGCGAGGAAGCCUUGCCUGAAUCACAAGCUCUGACGGAGGAAGGUAAAGCCGCCCUCGAGGAGUCAAAGAAAGACAACACUGAUGUGAAAGACACACCCGAGACCAUUGAUAAGGAAACUACCGAGCAACCACGUAUCGCUCUCAAAGUCCCUGACAGCGUGCACGUGAACAUUACAAGAGAGAACCUGAAGGACUACGUUGGCCCGCCAGUCUUCACCUCUGAUCGUCUCUACGAAGCCACCCCACCUGGUGUUGCGAUGGGACUCGCCUGGACUAGCAUGGGAGGUGCAGCUCUCUACGUCGAAUCGAUCCUCGAGUCCGCACUAUCCGCAUCCUCCCGCGCCUCACUCAAUAUCACUGGAAAUCUUAAGCCAGUCAUGAAAGAAUCUACCACCAUCGCAUACUCCUUCGCCAAAUCCGUCAUCGCAUCGCGUUUCCCGGAAAACCGCUUCUUUGACCAUGCCAAGAUCCAUCUACACUGUCCUGAAGGUGCGGUACAGAAAGACGGUCCAUCGGCUGGUAUCACGAUGGCCACAUCGAUGCUCUCGCUUGCACUCAAUCAAAGAGUCGACCCGUUGCUCGCGAUGACGGGCGAGUUGACUGUCACUGGCAAAGUCCUGCGUAUUGGCGGGCUUCGUGAGAAGACUGUAGCCGCAAAACGUGCCGGUUGUACACGAAUUCUCUUCCCGAGGGACAAUCUUGGUGACUGGGAAGAACUUCCUGAGAACAUCAAAGCCAACAUCGAGGGCCAUGCCGUGGAUUGGUACAGCGACGUCUUUGACCUCGUCUUCCCGAACCUGAAUGCGAAGGAGAUCAGCACGAUGUGGAAGCAGCAGCUGAAAGAGGAGAAGAAGAGAAGAAGUAGUAAAGAUAGGAAGGAGAAGAAGAGUGAUCACGAAAAGGAGGAAGAUGAAGAUACUGAUGAUGACUGA